Molecule: messenger RNA, 3819 nt
Organism: Epinephelus moara (kelp grouper)
Lineage: Eukaryota; Metazoa; Chordata; Actinopteri; Perciformes; Serranidae
Product: myelin-oligodendrocyte glycoprotein-like
Exons: 5
Coding region: 270-974 (234 amino acids)
Source: RefSeq, a predicted model, not a curated record
CCCAGAAAAUUCCAGAAAGUUCGGUGUUGGUCGCUUCGAAAGAAGAAGAAAAGAGAAAAUAAUGUAACCAGGGCAACCAGUCUGUGUGGUUUGCAUUGGAAAAGCCCUUACGUAGUGGAACGUGAUGACGUAGGAGGCGUAACCUCAUAUACGUAACUAACCGACAAGUUUCGACAUGCCGCACACAGUCCCAGACCUCAGUCACUCAGUGAGCUACAGACGGAGAGCACCACAGCAGGCAGUCCUCAGUCUUUCUCCCGGGUCUUCUAAUGGUUCACAUCACAGACUUCAUGCUCGGCUUCACUGUUCCUCUCUUGACUUUCUUGGUACUCUUCACUACGGCAGCCCGGACGGACGUUGAUUCUCAGCCUCAGGUGAUUGGAUCCCUUGAGCCAAUCGUUGCUGUUCUGGGCGAUGAUGUCAUCCUGCCGUGCCACCUGGAGCCCAAAUUCAACGUGCAGCGUCUGACAGUAGAAUGGUCGAAGCCCGACCUCAAGCCGGACCCCUUGGACCCGCUGAGCCGGGUCGAGUACGUGCACCUUUACAGGGACCGACAAGAAGUCCCGGACAUGAAGAUCCAGUCGUACAUCAGGAGGACGGCUCUGUUCACUGACGAGCUGAGAGAGGGAAACAUUUCGCUGAAGAUCAUGAACGUGACGCUCGCAGAUGCGGGCAGAUACAGAUGUUUCAUCCCCAAGUUAAAAAGCAGAGUGAAGGAGUCAAUUAUUUACCUUGCUGUUGUCCCAAAAUCUGUUAUAACAACAGAGACGCCGCUGCGUCCCCAGACUCCAGAUCCAAAUGAGACGGAUGUUAAAGGUGGUCGGAGCAAUCAUGGUUUGUGGAUCUCUAUGGGGGUCGCCUGCGUCUUGCUGAUCCUGUGCAGUGGAGUCGUUGGAUAUUUAUUGAAACACAGGCGUGAAAAACAAAAUCAUACAAAGUAUGACAUGGCCUCAACCAUAGCCCUUCCAGCCUAGGUGCCUUGCUCAAAGACACGUUUGAGGUAUUUGUUAGUGGAGAUCAGAGCUAGGAUUUAAAUCAUCAGCAUAUCUGACGGGACCAGCAGCAGAGAGAUCUCCUUGAUGGAUGCAGAUUAUCAUCGGAACAGAAUGCACAGUCUGAUUUGAAGGUGACCCUCAAUGGCCUUUGAUGACUGUAUGACUCGCUGGAGGAAUCCGAUCCCUGUGAAAACAGGCGAAUUCAAAAGCAACACCUGAUGAAAUCUUCCUGAGCAUGUUUGGUCAAAAGAAGUCCAGCCCGCAGAAGAACUGUGCCAGAACCUUGAAUCCUCUUUUGGACUCACCAUGAUCAGCGGCAGGAUCGCUGUGCAUUUGCCAAAGACUUUUGUUUUCUGUUAAGAGAAAGAGGCUAAACUUAGGCCAGCAGUACUUUUUUUGUGAAGAUGACAGCUAUGGUAUUUCACCUGACCUCAAAGAGAGCCAUGACGGACAGAAAGGAUGACAAUAAGUUUGUUUCGUCAUCGUCUGGGUCCUCCCUGGCUUCUCCUCUACCAAAGGAGGAUAAUUGUGAGUGAAAUACUUCAUUCGCAAACAGACUUUUUUAGGCCUGUUGUUGUAGUAGAUGACACAUCAGGCUCUGUUGGUACCCUCCACGACAUUUGCUACGAGCUGGUUGCACCAGUUGUUUGUAACUUAAACUAGUCACUAAAUAAAAAACAGUUUGCACCUUACAAAGUACCUCUAUCACAAAAAUGAUGCGUCACACACACACACACACACACACCACCGCCCAUCCAGACCACUCUGUCCUGGGCGAUAGUGUGAGCAAGCAAGGUGUGUGUUUAUGUAUCUGCCGGGCUCCAGACUGCAACUAUUUAGUGGCAUUUUGCGACCAUGGAGCACCCGUGCAACUUGCAAAUACUAUUAAUGCAUGAACUGGAGAGCUGUUAGUUUAUUCACUGUGAGCAGGAAGUAAACUAUCAAUGUUAAAGCCACUACAGUAACAGCUUAACCUAAUUUGUUUAACAAUACUUUGAGCAAUUGAGACGCAUGUUUUUUAAUCUGCCGGGCUCCAGACCGCAAAUAUGUAGUGGCAUUUUGCGACCAUGGAGCACCAGUGCAACUUUCAAAUACUAAUGUAUAAACUUGAGAGCUGUUAGUUUACUUCCUGCUCACAUUGAAUACAUCCUCACGGUUUAACUUAACUCCAACUGCUAACAACAACUGUUGACCAGAACCUUCAAGUUCACAUCAAAAACAUCAACGCUUCCUACCAGAGACGAGGUGCCACUCUUUAAUGUUAUUAUGUAACACUAGCUACUUUAUUUAAAUCUAUUGUAACAAUAUGUUAUUUAGCACUUAAGCACUUCAUUUUAGUUGUCUACGGUAGUAAAGAUUAAUUUCAAAAUAUCACGAUAUACACUGUGUAUCAUGAUUUAGCCUAAAAAUAUUGUGAUAUCAUUUAUAGCCAAUAUUGCUCUGCCCUGCAACCACUAAUCUCCAGGUGUAACGUUAGCUUGCUAAUAUCUCACCUGAGUUAAGAAUAAGGUUAACACAUGAGCAAAUGUGGGCGAGUGAUCGUCGUCUAACGAGGCGAUAUUCAUGAUGAGCGUGGGCAGUGCCUGAUGUGACGCAGAACUACCUCUCUAAAGCAUGAUGUUAUCUGUGCAUAUUCCAUUUUCUUACAUUUCAUGCCUGUCUCCUAAAUCGCUGUCAGCCAGGCAGCAUCUCUCAUGUGUGGCACUUUGUAUUUUUUAGGGCCAAAAUCGUAAAAAUGUCUGCUUAGGAAAGAGUCCGACUCAUUGUCAUGGACAGAAUUUCCUAAGUUUUCCAUGACUUUCCAAGGACCCUAUAUGGCAUUCCCAUGACCAUUCAGAAUGUAUCACAUGACCAGAACUGUAAGGUACACUUAACCGUUUUGUUACUUAACAGAUGAUUACUGUAAAAAUUUUUAUUACGUACAACAAAGUUCCAGGACUUUUCCAAAACAUCUUAAGGGUUUUACAAACUCUGCGACUUUUAAAACAAGAUUGUUGAUGCUGUCUAUGACCGCGGGAACCCUGUUAGCAUCAUCAGAUAAUUUCCUUUCAUUUUAUGGUGUAUGAAUGCAGCAAACUCUGAAACACAUGUACUUUAUUUCUUUGUAUAUGCCAACAUAAGCUAAACCAAAGUAAUACACAGAAUAAAAAAAGAUUAAUCUGUUGUGCCUGCGAAACUGUUAUUUUCCGAGGUUGUGCUAACUUGUCUGGCAUUUCCCAGCAAUUGAUCAACACAUUGCCAAAGUCUUUCCUGAGCUAAAACGUUUAAUGGUGCAGCUUGAUUUAGCAAAUCACUGAAUAUCUGGUGCAACCCAAUCCAGAGUUUCAGCUUAUUUACACUGGAUGAAGAAGAAAAAUGGGUAUAUUUUUUGUUUUUUUAUGAUUAAUUUAUUUAACAUGUAAUUAAUUCUCCCACCUGUUUAGACUGAUUAUAAAUCACAGUUAAUAGUGUUACAACAGUGGCUAUGUUUACAUGCACACUAAUAUUCAGCUGUUAUUUCAAAUUUCAACAGCAAUAUUCCAUGUCGAUAUAAAGAAUUAGGCUUUUUUAUUUCUGGCCAAAUUCUGGCACAAGUGACAGCCGUUCCACUUUUCCAUAUUUUGGUGUGAUAAAUGACUUGUUGUGGCACGUUAAUCAGAGUGCGCACAGCUGCAUGUAAAUGUAAAUUUUAGUUUGAUAUUCAUUUUCAUUAGUCGGUAUGUUGUCUUUUUUGGAAAAAGGGCAAAAACUGAAAUAUAUUGUGCAUGUAAACAUAAUCAGUGUGAUUUAAAAGAGGGUGGUGUGUCUGACACUUACUUAUGUUUGAAUAAUAACUGAUUUGAGG